AUGAGAGAAGGUGGAUUGGGAAGGUUGCAGAAGAGGAUGAGGGGGAGGUUUGGGGAUAUGUUGAGUCCGGAUGAUGCGUACUUGAGCUACCAUGAUAUUCGAUUGACGCGAGAGGACAUGCAAACGCUCAAGAAUGACUGGCUCACAGAUAAUAUUAUAUCUUUCUGGGAGGAAUACCUCGAACGCGAAUUCCUCGUCCAAUACAAUACCUCCAACAUCGUCCUCCUCCGCCCCAGCAUGUCCUUCAUGAUCCUCCAGACUCCGAAUCCCCUCUCGUUACGCGAAGCGCUUCCUGAUUUCACGCAUACAACGCACGUCUUCCUUCCCAUAAACGAUUGCCGCAACGUCACCGAAGCUGAAGGCGGAACCCACUGGUCUCUGCUCUUGAUUUCGAUCGUGGACGGCGUCGCAUUCCACUACGACUCGCUGCCACCGGGGAAUCACUGGGAAGCGAACACCGCGACGAGAAAAUUCAGUAUCCUCCUCAACCGGCCGUUUCAGUUUGUGGCUCUGCGAGAUUCGCCGAUACAAGAGAACGGGAGCGACUGUGGGGUUUUUGUGUGUUUGAAUAUGCGGCAUUUGUUGCUGAAGCGGUUAUUGCUGGCUAAUGCUACUGAGAAGGUCAGCAUGAGUUUGGGUGGGAAGAAGGUUGAUGCGCGGGCUGGGAGGAAGGAGAUUGCGAAGAUUAUUGAGGGAUUCAGGAAGGAGGGGGAGAGGAGGCGCUCAUUGAGCCUAAGCCCACUAGGAAAGAAAUCGCAAAGUCCGCCACGGAUCGACUGA
Messenger RNA from Aspergillus chevalieri, 780 nucleotides. Its product is annotated as Ulp1 protease family protein. The record is from RefSeq and is a predicted model, not a curated record. NCBI's taxonomy places the organism in Eukaryota, Fungi, Ascomycota, Eurotiomycetes, Eurotiales, Aspergillaceae. Gene Ontology annotation, molecular function: deNEDDylase activity; cysteine-type peptidase activity. Gene Ontology annotation, biological process: proteolysis. The transcript is spliced from 7 exons. Bases 1 to 780 code for a protein of 259 amino acids.